AUGUUUGGCGGCGUUGACAGCCGGCAGCCCUUGCUGCCCGCCAAGCACCAAGCCAAGCGGUGCCCUGCGGGCAGGCCCACACCAGCCGCGGCCCGGCGCCGCCGCCGCCGCCUGCUGGCCGUCGGCGGCCUGGCGCUGGCACUGGCGGCGGCCGCGCUGCUCUACCGCUGGGCGCCGCAGCUGCGCUCAGAGGAGGCGGCUUCUGAAGAGGCUCGGCGUGAUGUGGAGCGUGAGCUGCAGCUUCUGCACGAGCAGCCGUCGCGAGAGUUCUGCGGCCUGCCCGCGCCCCGGGUGUGCGCGCACGGCGGCGCCGCCACCGCCGCGCCCCCCAACACCGCCGCCGCGUUUGCCGCCGCGCUGGCGGGCGGCGCGCGAUGCGUGGAGGUGGAUGUCGCUCGCACCAAGGACGGCCAGCUGGUGGUGCUGCACGCCAGGGAGCUGGCACACUUGCUGCAGCUGGCCGGCGGCGACGGCACCGCGGGUAAUGGCGGCAGCAGCCGCAGCCGCCGCCGCCGUGCCGCCUCCCAUGCGGCAGCUGGCAGCCAGGGGCAGGCGGUACCGCAGGUGGGCGACUUCACCUGGCCGCAGCUGCAGCGGCUGCGGUGGGAGGGCGGGCAGGGGGUGGAGCUGGUGGAGGCGGUACUACGCUUGGUAUUGCCUGGUAUCGACCAGGUCACCUUGGACGUCAAGACGCACACCCAGGCUGGGGAGGAUGUGGAUGAGGACUCCAUGGCUCAGGCAGUGGUGGACCUGGUGCGCCGCACCGCCUGCACCCAGUGCCUGGUGUGGGCCAAGUCGGACGCUGUGGUGCGGCUGGUCAAGGAGCUGGAGCCGGGGCAGGCGGUGGGGUAUGUGGUGGUGAACGAGACGGCGGCGGCGCGCGCCGCGGGCAUGCACCACCUGCUGCGCAUGCCUGCGGCCGAGGUGGUGGCUCUGCACUAUGCCAUGGCCUCAGACCCACGGGUGACCUCCCAGGCGCGGGGCGCGGGCAAGCAGGUGCAUGCCUGGACGGCCAACACGGCGGGGAUGAUGCGGGCGGUGCUGGAUGCGGGCGUGGAGGCGGUGGUGACCAACCACCCGCGCAAGCUGCAGGAGGCGGUGGACAGCCGGCUGCUGCGCUGCCGGCAGCAACGGCAGGAGCAGCAGCAGGGACAGGAGCAGCAGGGGCAGGAGCAGCCGGGGCAGGAGCAGCAGCAGGGGCGGGAGCAGCAGGGGCAGCAGCCGCGGCAAGCGCAGGGAGUUGAGGCGGGGCGGCAGCAGGAGCGGGACCCAGGAUGGCUGCCAGUGGCGUUCGCCGCGUCCCUGCCCUUUCUGUAUGCCGUUGGUGCCGGCAGCGCCCACAUUUUCGCCAAGCCACAUGCACACACAUGUUACACGCGUGCACAGCAGGAGUAA
Molecule: messenger RNA, 1395 nt
Organism: Chlorella variabilis
Lineage: Eukaryota; Viridiplantae; Chlorophyta; Trebouxiophyceae; Chlorellales; Chlorellaceae
Exons: 5
Coding region: 1-1395 (464 amino acids)
Biological process (GO): lipid metabolic process
Molecular function (GO): phosphoric diester hydrolase activity
Source: RefSeq, a predicted model, not a curated record